This is a messenger RNA of Cordyceps militaris CM01, 297 nucleotides long. RefSeq lists its product as uncharacterized. NCBI's taxonomy places the organism in Eukaryota, Fungi, Ascomycota, Sordariomycetes, Hypocreales, Cordycipitaceae. The transcript is spliced from 2 exons. Bases 1 to 297 code for a protein of 98 amino acids. The record is from RefSeq and is a predicted model, not a curated record.
AUGUUUCAUCACGCACCUACAUCCGGCUUUUUCUCAUGCACGUCACCUAGCGCCGCCCUUAACAAGGGCUUCUGGGCUGGUCUAGCAUUGAGUGUAGAUUGCUCAGUGUUGGCCUCUUUUGCAGCCCACUCGCUUCAAUGCCAAGUCGACGGCCAAAGGGGCAAGUUUAUGGCCACAACGGGUUUCAUCUUUGUGCAGCCUGUAGCCACCGUCGAGGUUGGGGUACAGUCCACCGCAUAUUGCUUCACAGACGAGCACAGGCCAGCAUCUCCAGACUCUCCAGAGCUUUUCGAGUAG